Messenger RNA from Vespula pensylvanica (western yellowjacket), 551 nucleotides. RefSeq names its product putative ATP synthase subunit f, mitochondrial (gene ATPsynF). The record is from RefSeq and is a predicted model, not a curated record. The coding region runs from base 86 to 409 and encodes 107 amino acids. NCBI's taxonomy places the organism in Eukaryota, Metazoa, Arthropoda, Insecta, Hymenoptera, Vespidae. The transcript has 4 exons. Gene Ontology annotation, molecular function: proton-transporting ATP synthase activity, rotational mechanism. Gene Ontology annotation, biological process: proton motive force-driven mitochondrial ATP synthesis.
UGAAUAUAAGUAGUAUGUUGGUUACUUAGUAGUUGUAUCAAGACGGGUCGAGUCUUCGAUCGAAAUAAUUUUUCAAGAAUUUGUCAUGGCUUUUGGAGAUUAUCCCGCUGAAUAUGACAGAGCAAAACAUGGUCCUUAUGAUCCAGCACGUUACUAUGGAAAACCCGAUACUUCCUUUUGUGACGUUAAAUUAGGUGAACUUGGAGCUUGGAUUCGUAGAAGAAAUUUUCAUCCUCAAGCUAUGGUAUCAGCGUGCUCUCGAACAUUCUGGCGUUGGCAACAUAAAUAUGUAUUUCCUGAACGUGCUGGUAUAGCUCCAUUUUUCCAAAUGGCAGUGGGAUUGUCAGUACUUUUCUAUGUAUUAAAUUACCCGAGAAUUAAAACUCACAAAAAUUACAAAUACCAUUAAAUUAAUAAUCUAAAUUCUUAUAUGAAGUUCAGCCAAUAUAGUCAAUUUGGCAUCAAACAAUUACAUGUAUAUUUAUCCGCCUGUAUAGGAAAGUCCAAAUCUAGAAUGUAUAUUAAAUAAAAAUAAAAAUUCUUUAAAUAUA